This is a messenger RNA of Balaenoptera musculus (blue whale), 3130 nucleotides long. It is a transcript of the gene SPRYD7, whose product is annotated as SPRY domain containing 7. The transcript has 6 exons. Gene Ontology annotation, molecular function: protein binding. NCBI's taxonomy places the organism in Eukaryota, Metazoa, Chordata, Mammalia, Artiodactyla, Balaenopteridae. The record is from RefSeq and is a predicted model, not a curated record. Bases 219 to 809 code for a protein of 196 amino acids.
CCUCCAGCCGGUCCUCCGUGUCUUCCGCCUAGGCUGGCUUCGCCUCAGCCUACGCUGCGCCUUCCCGGCCUGCGGCGUCGCGGUACCGGCCUCCGCGCUCCACCCAGACGCCCUCCGGCGCUCGGGAGAGGGCGGGAGGCGGAGCAGAGGGUAGGGGGUGGUGCCGCCGCGGUCUAGGCGCGGCAGGCGGUGGCGGCGGCGUCGGAGGUCCCUGAGAUAUGGCCGCCUCGGUGUUCUGCUGCCUGCGGUGCUGCAGAGAUGGCGGGACGGGCCACAUCCCUCUGAAGGAGAUGCCGGCCGUGCAGCUGGACACGCAGCACAUGGGAACGGAUGUUGUCAUUGUAAAAAAUGGAAGAAGAAUAUGUGGAACAGGAGGUUGUUUAGCCAGUGCACCUUUACAUCAAAACAAAAGCUACUUUGAAUUCAAAAUCCAGUCCACAGGAAUCUGGGGUAUUGGCGUUGCAACUCAGAAAGUUAACUUGAAUCAGAUCCCUCUUGGCCGAGAUGUGCACAGUCUGGUGAUGAGAAAUGAUGGUGCCCUAUAUCACAACAACGAGGAGAAAAAUAGGCUGCCAGCAAACAACCUUCCACAGGAGGGAGACGUGGUGGGUAUUACAUAUGACCAUGUAGAAUUAAAUGUAUAUUUGAAUGGGAAAAACAUGCAUUGUCCAGCAUCAGGUAUACGAGGGACAGUGUAUCCAGUUGUUUAUGUUGAUGACAGUGCAAUUUUGGAUUGCCAGUUCAGUGAAUUUUAUCAUACUCCUCCACCUGGUUUUGAAAAGAUAUUAUUUGAACAGCAGAUCUUCUGAAUGUAUUUGUUUUUGAAACUUGUAUUUCUGCACUGUUAAAAGUGUUUACCAUUUAAUAAAGCUUUACCUGACCUACAGAUGACAAUAUAUCCUUAAAAAUAUGCUCGUUAAUGUUGUCUAAGGAACCAAUGUAUACAAUAUACCAUCCUGAAGUUGUGAUUUAAAAUACUUAGGUUUUGUGAUAAUGAAAUCAGCAUUUGGGGCAGUUUAUUUAAUUCUUAUUUAAAUAUAACUGUGGGUUUGAUUAACAGUAUUAAAUGGAAAUACGUAUAUAGAUAUUUAAAAGGGAAUCUUUCUUAAGAUAAAAUAUUUGUUUUGAUAGAGAUACAGAGUUGGGUGGGGGUUUUUGUCAUGCUGAAGUGUAGACUUCAUUAACUAUUUUAAGUCUGCAGUCCAAUAAUUUUGUGUCUCAGUGUCUUUUUUAUAUAGAGUGUAACAAGGUGACAAAUUUAUGUUAUUGGCAACUUCAUUUCUGGCGAUUUAUUUACUAUAAAAUGUACCACUUUUCUUAAAAUUUAAAUUGCUUAUUUUGUUUGUAUGUCAUUGCUUUUGAUUUUCUUUGUGAAAGGAGAUAAGUGUCGUAGUAGCUGUCAGAGUAUUUUGUUGAAGACCAUCAUGCUGUGUUACUUCAAUACCUGAGUAAGUAGUGGUUGAUUGGUGAUGUAGUGUACACAGCAGACAUUUAGAAUAGUAUCAUGCUUUCAACUUAAGUGGAAAUGAGAUUAUUCUUUUAAGGACUUUUAUUUAAAUGUGCAUUUUUCUGUAAGGAAUAAUAAAAUAUUAGUAAUUAAGGACUAUUCAGUACUAUAUUAAAUACAUGUUCUUCCUGUUAAUUAUACAGUAAUUCACUUCACCCUUGAUUAUUUCAGAAGUUCGGAGAUAAGUGAAUUCUCUCCACAACCCUGAGCCUUUGCCUAGUUUUCAGGAAGAAUCCCUGACCUUUAGAUAACACCCUACUAAGCUGAACAAAUCACUUUCUAUAUCUGGUACCGUCUCCUUUCCAGAUGGGCAUGCAAAGGAUGCGUGCGUUUCACUCCUUUACCAACGCAGAGCAGUAUGUUGUACUAGCAAAACAGGGCUUUAGAACUGAAGGAGAUCUGAAUUGUGGUUUUGCCACCUGAUCCCAUUAUCUCUUCAGGCAAGUUCCUCAGUCUUUCUGAGCGCAGGUUCCCCAUUUAUAAAAGGGAUAAUCAUACCCUUGAUAAGAUUCUGUAACUCGUUAAAUAAUAUUACAUACAUAAAACACCUUCGUCAUCGUAGGCAAUUAAUGAACGUAGCUUCUUUGUUGACUGCUCAGUGGUUUUCAUAGUGUGGCCUUCAAACCGUCAGCCUCGGCCUCACUUGAGAACUUGUUAGAAAUGGACACUCAGGCCCCACCCCCGACCCACUGAAUCAGAAACUGCUGGGGAUAGCACCCAGGAAUCUGUGUUUGAACAAGCCCUUCGGGUGAUUCUGAUCCACGCGAAAGAUUGAGAACCACUGCUCAGGAGAGAAUCCUUUGAGAAUGAUUGCCUACUCUAAAUUUUCUAAGGAUUUAAGACUAUUUUUGACCCAUAGACAAAAGAAUCCUGCACAAUAUUUAUUUAUUGUUCAUUUGAUAGACACAAACGUGACAAUGUGUUUUGAAAUCAUAGAUAUACCUGAGUAACAUCUAUUUACAUAAAUCCCAAAUUUACCUCUGUAGAUACAUAGAAUUGAACUAACUUUAUAUUGUUUAUGCAUUUUUAUCUGACUUUCUGGCCUAGUAGUUUUAAUUCAUAAAGAAUAUGCUUACUUCGGAAAGAGAAUUAAUAUAACUACUGUUUGCUCUCUUUAUAAUGUUACCUACCUCUUAUUUAUUUUUUUAAAAGCCAAACUUUUUUUUUUAAUCAUCAUAUUCUUUUCUCAAGACUAUCUUUGCUACCUCUAAUCAUACAGAAUAGGUACAAUACUAAAAAUGGUACAUGAGUUAUGUCCAUGGCAACAGUUUGAUGAAGUCUAGAUGUGUUUUUAAUUUCUAGGUAUCUAAUUUCUCUUAGGAAAAUUACCUAUAACCUCAGUCUAAUCUUGAGAAAAAUCAUCAGACAAAUUCCAGUAGGGGCACGUCCUACAAAAUACUUGAGCAGUACUCCGAACUGUCAAGGUCAUCAAAAACAAGGAAAGUCAGAGACACUGUCACACCCCGGGGAGCCUAAGGGAACACGACAAGUCAAUGUAAUGUGCGAACCAGGAACAGAAAAAGGACAUUAGGUAUGGAGAGCAGGAAAACUACUGCUGUGAAAAAGAUAGUGUUACAGUUCCCAAGAGGAGAGGGCACACCUUGCCACACAGGGACUCACAGG